Paramecium primaurelia is the source of this 1771-nucleotide messenger RNA. NCBI's taxonomy places the organism in Eukaryota, Ciliophora, Oligohymenophorea, Peniculida, Parameciidae. The record is from the annotation of a GenBank genome assembly.
AUGGGAUGCUCUUUUUAAAAGAAGAAAGCUCUGGGUUAAAAAACACAGCUUUUUCGAACGGGAGCUGAUAUCUUGGAUGAAGUAAAAGAUGUAGAUAUACAAAUCUUUGUUGUCAUACUAGAAUUAUUAAGAAAGGAGCAAGGUAAAGAUUGCAUUGGAUUUUUAUCAGAUAUUGGGAAUCAGAAAUAAAUAGAAUUAUAAAUUUUAUAUUAAGUAGGGAAUAUUACCCAAGCUGAUAUAUAAUAGAAAUUGUCUGUUAUUAGAAAUGACAUGAAAUAAAUUACAAAUUUAUUAAAAAAAUUAAAAAAUCACGACUUCAAUUACAAAGACUUUUCCUCUGAAGAAGAUGAAGAAUCAACAUUAAGUUUAAUUUAAAGCAUAAAGGAUAAUAAAAUGAUCAUUGAAUUUUUGUAAUUUUUAGUUCACCUUACAGCUAUAGAUAACACUUUGAUAUAAUGUGGAUCUAAUUCAUUAUAUAUAAUAGUUUAGAUGAAGGUUGACCUUAGUAACAAAAAUUUGGAAAAUAUUAGGAUUUAAAAUACUUCUUUGAUGGGAGCUAAUUUUGUUAGGUGUAAUUUUAGUGGAUCUUAAUUUAAUAAUGUUAACAUAAGUGAAAUAAAUUUGAAUGGUGCUUAGAUGUUCAAUUGUAAAUGGAAGAACAUUAAGAUCAAUGAGUUGAAUAAAUUAGAUGGUCAUAGACAUUAUGUCUACUCAGUCUGUUUCUCUCCUGAUGGAAAUAUAUUAGCUUCUGGUAGUAGAGAUAACUCUAUCCGUCUAUGGGAUGUCAAAACAGGAUAAUAAAAAGCCAAAUUAGAUGGUCAUAGUGAUAGUGUUUGGUCAGUCUGUUUCUCUCCUGAUGGAAAUACAUUAGCUUCUGGACAUGAUAAUGGCACUGUCUUAUUAUGGGAUACUAAAACAAGAAAAAAAAGAGCAAAAUUAAAUGGUCAUAGUAACUAUGUUAUGUCAGUCUGUUUCUCUCCUGAUGGAAAUACAUUAGCUUCUGGUAGUUAUGAUUAGUCUAUCCGUUUAUGGGAUGCCAAAACAGGAUAAUAAAAAGCCAAAUUAGUUGGUCAUAGUGGUGGUAUAUUGUCAGUCUGUUUCUCUCCUGAUGGAAAUACAUUAGCUUCUGGUAGUGAUGAUAAGUCUAUCCUUUUAUGGGAUGCCAAAACAGGAUAAUAAAAAGCCAAAUUAGUUGGUCAUAGUGGUGGUAUAUUGUCAGUCUGUUUCUCUCCUGAUGGAAAUACAUUAGCUUCUGGUAGUUAUGAUUAGUCUAUCCGUCUAUGGGAUGCCAAAACAGGAUAAUAAAAAGCCAAAUUAGUUGGUCAUAGUGGUGGUAUAUUGUCAGUCUGUUUCUCUCCUGAUGGAAAUACAUUAGCUUCUGGUAGUGAUGAUAAGUCUAUCCGUCUAUGGGAUGUAAAAACAGGAUAAUAAAAAGCCAAAUUAGAUGGUCAUACUCAUUAUGUCUACUCAGUCUGUUUCUCUUCUGAUGGAAAUAUAUUAGCUUCUGGUAGUAGAGAUAACUCUAUCCGUCUAUGGGAUGUCAAAACAGGAUAAUAAAAAGCCAAAUUAGAUGGUCAUAGUGAUGGUAUAAUGUCAGUCUGUUUUUCUCCUGAUGGAAAUACAUUAGCUUCUGGUAGUGGUGAUAAGUCUAUUCGUCUAUGGGAUGUCAAAACAGGAUAAUAAAAAGCCAAAUUAGAUGGUCAUUAAUAUGGUGUCUACUCAGUCUGUUUCUCUCCUGAUGGAAAUACAUUAGCUUCUGGUAGUUGGGAUU